UAUUGUUUGUUUUGCCGUGUGUCUCAAGAAUUGGUUUCUUAACGCGGUAAAAAAAAUGUUUUAAAUUAUGGAAGUCAUACCGGUCAAGUUACUACUGAGAUGAUUGGUUUCAGUAUGUAGCGUCUUACGGCUGUCGAGAAAAAUGUCUGCUAAGCUGCUGGAUUGGUGAGGUUGGUCUGUGUCUUCUGAUUCUAUGAACAUCUAACUUAGAUUUUAAGCAAUCUAUGAAUAGAAACGACCCUAGCCGAUUCGAUGACGCCAUGGCGCUGGUCCCCUACCCUCGGUCCUCCACCCGCUUGAGGGACGGGUCCCCACUCCCCAACAACCGCCGUCGCCGGAGAGACUGCGAGUUUUGGCCCGGGGAGAGCCGCUACGUGCCCAGACGGAGACAGUGGCGGGGGCGUGACCCGUGUCAACCUGACCCGUGUCUGCCUGACCCGUGUCUACCUGACCCGUGCCUACAGGACCCGGGUCAGAUCCUGUGCGCGAGCCCGGACUGGAGACGACCGAGGAACAUCCGAUGGUCAAACAGGGACGAGUACUGCUGCCCGGACAGAUGGGGACCGGACGGUUCCAACCUGGACGUGUACGGCCUGAUGUCUGCCAGCGACGGGUUCCACCGGCCAUCCUGCGAGGACAGGUACCCCCGCCGGUCACGUGAGGACAGGUACGGCCUGAGGGCGGGCCAGUCUGGGACUGAGGGGCCGGGCGAUGUCCCGUCCCCGGGGCAGGCUGCCUGCAUGAACGACCUGCUGCAGGUGUCGCGGCGUGACGGCAACCAGAACUCGGACGUUUUUCUCAGAUGCCCACCGCCAGAGUUGAACACGGACAAAUUUAUCCUCAAACCCUGUCAGAUCGACAUUCUCCUGUCUCUGGCUGCUUCAAAUGGGACCAACACGGACAUGGUGCACCAGUGCAAGUACGCCCUCAUGUCGUGCGAUAUCGAGAACUGCAUCAACAACUACCUCAUCGCCGCCAAGUUCCAGCUCUGUGACGUCAUGGACCGCAUCCUCGACCUGAUCCGGCUCAACUUCAUGAGCAUCAUCCGGACGCGGGAGUUCCUCUCGCUUCCGUGUGACGUCGUCGUGAUGUUUCUAACGGACUCGAAUGUCAACGUGACGUCAGAGCUGGAGAUCUUCUUCGCGGCCUUGUCGUGGGUGGAUUUUAACAAGAUGGACAGGAUGCCGGACGCAGGUCGCGUCCUGAACUGUGUCAGGUAUGUGUACAUUGACCCAGAGGACAUCAUCAAAUAUGUGGAGCCUAACCUGCAUCUCUUCACUGGUGAGCAGGGGAUGGAUGCCAUCAUUAAUAUGUACAGGACCAAGGCUCUGAUCCUGUCUGGAACAAUCCCAAUGCCCCCGGGCAGCAAUGGCCUUUGCAGGCCCAACCUCACCUACGACGCAAUGAAGAACCCCAUGGCCGUGGGUCCCAUCCGUGAGGUCGCCCCCUCCCGUGGGGUAGGUCCCACGCGUGAGGUCCCGCCCUCCCGUGGGGGAGGCCCCACCCCCGGUGGGUCGAAGCCCGACAAGAAAGGCAAAAAAGGCGGUAAAGAAAAUGAAAAGAAAAAGAAAGGGGACGAAAUGAAAAGGGAGAAAGAUGAGAAUAAGAAAGGGGGAGACAAGAGUAUGAAAAAAGAUGACAAGAAAAAGAAAAAAGGCGAUAAGAAAGAGAAACCCCCUGAGGAUCUGGCUAUGGGGGACAUGGGGGGCGAGGAAAACAUGCAGACGUUUAGAGAGGAACCUAACGACGCACCGAACGAUGCACCGAAUGAAGAUGUAACGGAGAAUAGUAACGAGAACUACUUUUACUACCCGUAUCAGGAGAUGGGGUACUACGACAACUGCUACAACUACGACUACUGCUACAACUACUACAAUGUCUGCUGAAACUCUCGUGUCUGACUUUACCUUCAGUGCAGAAUGCUCUUCCUUUUUAAAGUUACCUUUUGCUUCGUGUAAUGAGAAACAAAAUUGUAAUCUUCAAUCUUGGCCAGCAAGAAAAUCAGCCCCACGGUCG
Physella acuta is the source of this 2016-nucleotide messenger RNA. RefSeq lists its product as uncharacterized. The record is from RefSeq and is a predicted model, not a curated record. NCBI's taxonomy places the organism in Eukaryota, Metazoa, Mollusca, Gastropoda, Physidae.